AAUAAUAUGCUCCUUCGAUCUCUACACAAACAAAUAAAACAAAUAUAUAUAUAUAAUUAAAUUACUCAUAAUAAACCCCUUUUUUUAAAUGAAGGAAGAGUACGGCGGCGACGCCCUGUAGUGUGGAGCUGAUCAUCAUCGUCCAGACGGCGGCGGCCUGGCCGGUUGCGGCGGUUGUAGCCAGUCAACGCAACCAACCAACCUAUCAAUCUGCGUGAUGAAUUAUUUGCACAAGACGUUCAUACACAUCUCGUAGCUGCCAGUCAAACUCACACCAAUCUUCCCCAUUCAUACAAAUCUCCCUUCCUUCCCAUUAAUAAUAAUCCAUUAUAUAUUCAAUAGAAUUGAAGUUUCAUUUACAACAGCAGCAACCCAUAUAUACAUAUUUAUAGAUAGAAUCAUGAGUUCGGCGGCGGCGGCGGCGACGACGGAGGUGAUAAUGGAGAUAGAGUCGAACAAGCCGCAGGGGAACGGGAUGGUGGUGGGAGGGCUGAGCCCGCUGAGCGAGACGCUGUGGAAGGAGAAGGCGAACAACACGGAGUUCGUGGGGGACGUGUCCGCCAGGCUGGCGUGGCAGGACCUCACCGUCAUGGUCACCCUCAACAACGGCGACACCCAGAACGUCCUCGAGCGCCUCACCGGCUACGCCGAGCCCGGCACCUUCACCGCCCUCAUGGGCCCCUCCGGCUCCGGCAAGUCCACCCUCCUCGACGCCCUCUCCGCCCGCCUCGCCUCCAACGCCUUCCUCUCCGGCCGCAUCCUCCUCAACGGCCACAAAGCCAAACUCUCCUUCGGAACCGCGGCUUACGUGACGCAAGACGACAACUUGAUCGGGACGCUGACGGUGCGGGAGACGAUAUGGUACUCGGCGCAGCUGCGGCUGCCGGACCGGAUGCCGAGGAGGGAGAAGCGGGCGCUGGUGGAGAGCACCAUCAUAGAGAUGGGCCUCCAGGACUGCGCCGACACCGUCAUCGGAAACUGGCACCUGCGCGGGAUCAGCGGCGGCGAGAAGCGGAGGGUCAGCAUCGCCGUCGAGAUCUUGAUGCGCCCCAGGUUGCUCUUCCUCGACGAGCCCACCAGCGGUCUCGACAGUGCGUCGGCAUUUUUCGUGACGCAGACGUUGAGGAGUUUGUCAAGAGAUGGGAGAACGGUGAUCGCUUCGAUCCACCAGCCUAGCAGCGAAGUGUUCGAGUUGUUCGACAGACUGUAUCUGCUUUCCUCCGGGAAAACAGUUUACUUCGGUCGGGCCUCAGAAGCAUACGAGUUCUUCGCGCAAGCGGGAUUCCCGUGCCCCGCAUUGAGGAACCCGUCGGACCAUUUCUUGCGCUGCAUAAAUUCCGACUUUGAUAAAGUGAAAGCUACCUUAAAAGGCUCUAUGAAACUUCGGUUUGAGACAAAAGAUGAUCCCCUGGAGAAGAUAACCACCACAGAAGCAAUUAGAAGACUGGUUGAUUUUUACCACAACUCUCACUAUUACCAAGAGGCCAAUCUCAGAGUCCAAGAAAUGUCCAAAGUGAGAGGGACAGUUUUGGACUCAGGGGGCAGCCAAGCCAGCUUUCUGAUGCAGGCAUUCACACUAACCAAACGCUCCUUUAUCAAUAUGUCCAGAGACUUUGGGUAUUACUGGCUGAGGCUGGUUAUCUACCUUGUGGUUACUGUCUGCAUUGGAACCAUAUACCUCAACGUCGGAACCGGUUACAGUUCCAUCCUGGCUAGGGGUGCUUGUGCGUCUUUCGUGUUCGGCUUUGUCACUUUCAUGUCCAUUGGAGGCUUCCCUUCCUUCGUCGAAGACAUGAAGGUGUUCCAAAGAGAGAGGCUGAAUGGGCACUAUGGGGUGGCUGCAUUUGUGAUCAGCAACACGUUCUCUGCAACGCCGUUCUUGGUUCUGAUCACCUUUCUGUCCGGCACGGUCUGCUAUUUCAUGGUCCGCCUCCACUCCGGCUUCUCCCAUUACCUCUUCUUCGUGCUGGCUUUGUACGCGAGCGUGACCGUGGUCGAGAGCCUCAUGAUGGCCAUUGCCAGUAUUGUCCCUAAUUUCUUGAUGGGUAUCAUCACCGGUGCUGGAAUUCAGGGCAUAUUUAUGUUAGUCUCAGGGUACUUCAGACUCCCAAAUGACAUCCCAAAGCCUUUCUGGCGCUACCCCAUGUCCUACAUCAGUUUCCACUUCUGGGCUUUGCAGGGGCAGUACCAAAAUGACCUGAAGGGGCUGGUGUUCGACAACCAAACGCCGGACCUCCCCAAAAUCUCUGGAGAAUUCAUUCUGGAAAACCUGUUCCAGAUCGACGUGAACAGAUCAAAAUGGGUGGAUCUCAGUGUCCUGUUCAGCAUGAUCGUCGCGUACCGCCUGAUAUUCUUCGUGGUGAUCAAGAUAAACGAGGACGUGACGCCGUGGAUCCGGGGGUACAUUGCGAGGAGGAGAAUGAAGAUAAAGAAGAAUGGAAACCAAACUGCCCCCUUUGCUCUCACACAGUCCCCUUCUUUGAGGAACUAUGCUGCUGCUUCUUCCAAAAAGUAGGAGAGAUUCUUUUCUUAAUUAUU
This is a messenger RNA of Cuscuta campestris, 2538 nucleotides long. The record is from the annotation of a GenBank genome assembly. NCBI's taxonomy places the organism in Eukaryota, Viridiplantae, Streptophyta, Magnoliopsida, Solanales, Convolvulaceae.